AUGAGCUCCUCUACCAAGCUUCCAUCAGAAUCAUCAUCUGGAAGAGUCUUUCCCAAGGGCAACGGACUCCAGGAACUUAUCCUUGAUCCCAAGAACACAGUCAGGAAAUACAUCGAGAACAGCAUGGCGCAGAACGAUCACAACAAGUACGAGGCUCAGGGUCAUCAGGCCGGGCCUCACGCUCAGGACCUCUCAUCCUUGGUCCCGAACUACAACGCUCCGGAUACCCGAAGGCCCUCCAACAGUGGAGUGCAGUCUUUUGCUCCGUAUCCCAGCCCCGAGCUUCAAAACCCGGCGCUUGGUAGGACAAGCAGCCCUCCACAACCUGGCAACGCUCCUUUCCAGCCUCAGCCGCCCCAGCCUCCGCAACAGACCUACCCGUACCGCCCGGUGCCAGAGACUCCUGACAAGGGUCUAGUGGGACCUGCUCCGCCACCGGCCGAGCCUAGCAUCAGUGCAUUCCCAGCUCCUAGGCUGUACCACCGCAUGAUCACCGAGUACCAGACCAUCACGACCAUUUUUUACAUGGCCAAGUCUCAGCAAACCCACAAUGACCUCAGCCCCCUCGCCUCGCGGCUCAAGUACCUCGCCCGCGAGAUCUGGAACCUGCGCUACAGCCGCGCCGCCGAGUUCCCCUACAGCGCCGCCACGACCGAGGAGCGCGUGACGGAGUGGAAGGUGCAGUACGAGUACUGGGCCGACGUGCUCGAGGACCUGCUCGACCCGCGCUACGUCGCGCGUGCCGAGCUCGAGGAGAAGGAGCACGACUGGGCCGGUGUCGCCGGUCUGGCCACCGGUGCUGCCGCUGUCCCUCUCACCCGCGGCAAGAAGGCUGCUAAGGCUGCGGCACUCGCCGAUGACGACGACGACGAGGAGGCCCCCGCUGCCGCUCCUGUCGUGAAGAAGAAGGUGGCCAAGAAAGCUGCUGCUGCGGCGGAUGGAGAGGCCACCCCCGUGAAGAAGAAGGUCGCAAAGAAGACUGCUCCCGCAGCGGAGUAG
This is a messenger RNA of Thyridium curvatum, 999 nucleotides long. RefSeq lists its product as uncharacterized. Lineage: Eukaryota; Fungi; Ascomycota; Sordariomycetes; Thyridiales; Thyridiaceae. The transcript is spliced from 2 exons. The record is from RefSeq and is a predicted model, not a curated record. The coding region runs from base 1 to 999 and encodes 332 amino acids.